This is a messenger RNA of Gadus morhua (Atlantic cod), 991 nucleotides long. RefSeq names its product glutathione S-transferase Mu 3. Gene Ontology annotation, molecular function: glutathione transferase activity. Gene Ontology annotation, biological process: glutathione metabolic process. The transcript is spliced from 8 exons. The record is from RefSeq and is a predicted model, not a curated record. Lineage: Eukaryota; Metazoa; Chordata; Actinopteri; Gadiformes; Gadidae. The coding region runs from base 117 to 776 and encodes 219 amino acids.
UUGAUGCAGUCAAUUUCUUCUCGGCCACGCCUCCUCCAACAACCAGCCCUGGAAGUGCACAGUGAGGAAUCAUUUUGUACUUUGUCCUUCUUGUGCUCCAUACCCCUCAAUCGACAAUGGCAAUGAAACUGGCUUAUUGGGAUAUUCGUGGGCUUGCCCAGCCGAUACGCUUGCUACUUGAGUUCACAGGAACAAAGUAUGAAGACAAGUUCUACGUCUGUGGUGAAGCUCCCGAUUAUGACAAGACUUGUUGGAUCGACGAAAAGCACAAGCUUGGGAUGGACUUUCCCAAUCUGCCCUAUCUCGUUGAUGGAGAGCGAAAGAUGGUCCAGAGCAACGCCAUCAUGAGAUACAUUGCACGGAAAAACAAUCUCUGUGGAGAGACCGAGGAUGAGAAGGUGCGCGUUGACCUCAUGGAGAAUCAGUCCAUGGACUUUCGGAACAGCUUUGUAAUGUUGUGCUACGGGGAUCAUGAUAAGUUGAAGCCAGGUUUUCUAAAGAAUCUGCCAGUGGUUCUUAAGCAGCUGUCAGAUUUCCUGGGAGAAAGGAAGUGGUUUUCUGGCGACAAGAUCACCUUUGUGGAUUUUAUUAUGUACGAGCUUCUGGACCAACACCGAAUGUUUGAGCCCAAGUGCCUGGAUGAUUUCAAGAACCUCCGAGAUCUAUUGGACCACUUUGAGGCUCUGGAGAAGAUUUCUGCUUACAUGAAGUCAAGCAGAUACAUGAAGACCCCGGUCAACAACAAGAUGGCCAAAUGGGGAGGUCAGAAGGAGUGAAUCUACACCGUCAACCGGAGUAGUCGAUAAGGAAACUCCUAAUGGACCAAAACAUUUGGGCCAAAUUACUGCAGAUACAUAAUUCUUGUGUGUUAUGUGGGGCAUGUAGUAUCUUGAGUACCACUACCGUCACAAUUUUACUGUUUUAUGUUGUUGCAUCUUUUGUAAAAACCAAGGAUUUCAAUAUUGAGUAAAGAACGUUUGUAAAAAAAAAA